UGCUGCCGUCGGGUAGAGCGAUCGCGUGUGCCUGCCUGCCUGUUGGUCUCGACACCUCGGCUAGACAGGAUCGCCUUUUCCACUUGACCGCCGACACCACGACUUAAUUCUGCUUAUUCCAUGGAAUAAGCUAAAAAUGUCUCGCUACCGCAUGUCAAGCACUCUCUUUCUCCUAAUUGCUGCACUAAAAGCCUGCCUUCACGGAUUCCACGAAAUCCAUCUUUUGAAAAUAUACCAAGAUGUGAGGCGAGGCUCCUGAACAGCAGGGGGCAGCGUACGCCCUUGCCACCACCAUGAACCUGUCAGAAGCGGGCAACAAUAGCAGCGUGGACGUACACUCUGUGCGCGAUGAGCAACUCGCGCGGGUGGAGAUCGCCACGCUGGUUUUCAUCUUCGCCGUGACGGUGGUGGGCAACUCGCUCAUCCUGGCGGCCAUCCUCUUCCGGCGGGCCAAGAUUUCUCGCAUGUACUUCUACAUCAUGCACCUGAGCAUCGCCGACCUGGUCACCGCCUUCUUCAACGUGCUGCCGCAGAUCGCGUGGGAGCUGACGUACCGCUUCCGCGGCGGCAACGUCCUCUGCAAGGCAGUCAAGUUCGGCCAGAUCCUCGGGCCCUACCUCAGUUCGUUCAUCCUGGUGCUGACCGCCGUGGACCGGUACUACGCCAUCUGCCUGCCGCUGUCGUACUUCACGUGGCCCGUGCGGCGCGCCCGCGCCCUUGUCGUCGUUGCCUGGCUACUGGCCCUGGCGUGCUGUGCCCCGCAGACGUUCAUCUUCUCCUACCAACCGGCCACGCCCGACGGCCUCACCUUCGACUGCUGGGGCACCUUCCCCGAGGGCUGGGGCGAGCGGGCCUACGUCACCUGGUACAGCGGCUCGGUGUUUCUGGCGCCGCUGCUGGUGCUCGUGUUCGCCUACACCUGCAUCUGCCAGGCCAUCUGGCGCAACUACAACGCCAAGAAGGACAGCAUCGCUGGGCUGCACCUGCCCAAGGAGCCGCUCGCCGGCAACGGUCCUCUUCAGCCCAGGGUCCACUCCAUCAGGGGAAUUUCCAGGGCCAAGUUGAAAACGGUCAAGCUGACUGUCGUGGUCAUCGCAUGCUACGUCAUCUGUUCAUCACCGUUCAUCAGCGCACAGUUGUGGGCUACCUGGGACCCAGACGCCAUUAACUCACCUUUUUGGUCAGGACCCACCUUCACAAUCCUGACCCUGCUUGCGAGUUUGAACAGCUGCGUAAACCCUUGGAUCUACCUGGUAUUCAACCCCGACCUGGCCGUGCUGGUGAAGCAGCAGCUGCUGUGCCGGCGGCGGCCGCACGCCGUGCGGCGGCCAGUCACCGGGGGCGGCAGCAACUCGUCAGACUCGCAGGCCGCGACCAGCAGCCUCCGCAGCCGCUCGCGCUACACGGCCCACUACCCCCUGCUGCCGCCCCCUUCCAAGAGCUUCCUGGCGCCGCGCUCGGUGGUGCACAAGUCAUUCAGCGACCCCACGGUCGGUCUGGGCAAAGCCGCCGCGGUCGUCCUGAUUACUGUCUCCGCCAAGCCACCGGCGGACUUUGUCUAAGUGUUCAUUGUACGAGGACGAAGGACCUCGACUCCAGUCUCAUUCAAGUUGGACCGUAAAGAAUCACAAAGUGAUGGCCGUGCGCGCGUGCCCGUCGACAGGUGCAUGCUGCAUUAUUUGAGGAUUUUUAUUUGCAUCGCCGAGAGCUGUGCAGUAGUGGGAACUGCGCGUAAAAAGUACAUUAAGACAUGUCAGUAUAUUUAUUUUAUAUUAUGAUGUUUUCUAAUUUUAAAUUUUUUAUAUGAAAAUAAUUAUUUGGAUUUCAUAAUGCAAUCUACAGAUGAUGUCGUUACAAGUCCCACGAUCUUGUGUUUGUUCCAUUCAAACUAAAUUAAAAUUGUAUGCAUGUUAGCAAAAAAAAAGAACUGCUCCUCUGCUACCGUUUGAUGUUUCAAAAAUAUAAUGGCCCAUUAAUAUUCAUGAAGCAAAAUUAUGGGUGGGAUUUUUGUUAUAUAUUUAUUAAAGAAGUUUAGAGGUGAAUACUGUAAUUAUGUGUUAUUAUAAUCCGUCACAUAAAAUAUGGUUGUCUAAUGAAAUCCCUUCGCACCGCAACAAAAAUUUGGUUCUCCUGUAAAAUUAAAUUUAACAUUUUUUUAAAUCUGGAAAUAAUUUAAAUUUGAAAAGAGACUUGAAAGUAGAAUUUUGAAUUUGCUCACUAUUUCAUGCGGUUUAAUACAAAAAUUAAUAAAUUCAAACUUGUUUAAAAAUGUGAUACCUGUAAUUUGACCAUUUGUUUUAAAGGUCAAUUAAAAGCCAAAUUUGUCUGGAAUACAAUAACUAUUUUUCCGUAUUUUGAAAAAAGAAUACUAGAGAUUUGUUGCAUUCCUCACAGGAAAUUGAGAAAACAGACUCCACAUGCUCGAUGAAAUCAAUGAGACAUUUAUUUAUCGCCUUCAAACUUGUUUCGGCGUCGAUAUUGCGCCCCAUUUCGUGGGACCGCGACGGCUGGAUCAAAAAUACCAAUCCUAUUGUUGUCAGCGAGGAUGAAGUCUGUUUUCUCAAUUUCCUGUGAAGAAUAUAUGUAGUUGAAUGGCAGCAAAAAAAUAUGAAAUGGAAAAUAGUUUUUCCGAUGCUUCAUCUUUUUAUGUAUGACGCAGGUAAAAAGCAUUUGGUCAGAUUUGAGAUAUUUUGCAAUUGCACACUAAAAAGCAAAGCGUAUUGCUUGUCCAUGUUUGCAGCUUUUGGCAGCAUUCUUUACUUCAUCCAUUGAAAUAGAUGUUGCUGUCAAAUGUUUCUUAAAAAUAUUGCUGACAUUGCUAUAUACCUAUCACUGUAAUAAUGAACAUGUGAGGAAAAUAUCAACAAAGUCUGUUCUUGAUGGAAAAUAAAUUGAAUGAUUCAUGUCUUACAAAAUUCUCUGCAGCACUAAAUCGAGAGUAUGUGUCAGGACAAAAUCAUGUGAUUUUAAUUAACUUCAAUCAGGUUGACACCGCUCCCUUUUUUGUCUGUAAGACGCUCCAUUAAACAAAUUUUUUGCUUUUUCAAUUCCAGGUUCACUACUUAUUGCCGAUAAGUUAUUGUGUACAACCCUUCUAGAUUAAUUGCUCCACAAGAGAGCGUGAACCAUUAUAGAGAGGGCUUAAGCCUAAAGAUAUAAACAUGUUUUUAAGUUUUGUAAUAAAGUUUAUACAUGUUAGAAACCAAAGAUCUCUACGACUGAAUACUUUGUAAGGGUAAAUAUUAUGGACCAUUUGGAUGUGCAGGUUGUGAAACUCAGAGAGAUGUCAAAUAUUAAAGAUUAAAAUCUCAUCUGGAAUUGAAAAAGUCUUCGCCGAUUGUGUGUACCUGUACAAAAAUAAUGUGUAAUUUACAAUGAUAACGAUGUAUAAUAUGUAAAGCAGUGGCGUGAUGUAUUGGGUGCGUUGCGUAUAUUUGAAAUAAUGCUGCAUAUUGCGCAGUUAGAAUGAAAAACGUGUGUUCGCUCUUCCGAAAGUGGGAUUUGACAGCUGCCAGUUCGAAGUGAAAUUUCCCGAUUUUAAACAUAUUUAGCAAUUAAAUGGACAGAAAAAGAACUAAAACCAGUUAAGACAUUAUUUCUCUUUUUUAAAUCCAAAUGUGAAUGUUUUUGCAAUCCGCUGUUGUCAAAAGAGAAAACGCAGCUAAAAUAUAAUUCGUUUAAAUGAAAACAAACUCUUGUGUAGCGUGUAGAUGUUAAGAUUUGUGUGAGGAAAACGAUGUUGGAGUUGUGUUAAAUAUUUCCUGCUUGUAAAUUAAAAAUUUGUGUCUCAUAAUUAUUUGAGAUUUUAUUUUUUCGUGUGUACGAGGAAGAAGAUAAAAAGAGAUUCGUUGCUCAUAUAA
Cloeon dipterum is the source of this 3860-nucleotide messenger RNA. RefSeq names its product oxytocin receptor-like. Lineage: Eukaryota; Metazoa; Arthropoda; Insecta; Ephemeroptera; Baetidae. The transcript has 4 exons. Gene Ontology annotation, biological process: cellular response to hormone stimulus; G protein-coupled receptor signaling pathway. The record is from RefSeq and is a predicted model, not a curated record. Gene Ontology annotation, molecular function: vasopressin receptor activity; peptide binding. Gene Ontology annotation, cellular component: plasma membrane. The coding region runs from base 294 to 1562 and encodes 422 amino acids.